CUCUCCCUGGCCCUUGAGUUGGAGAACUCUCGAGAACCAGCAGAGAGAAGGAGCGAGCGCUCGGUGUUGGAGAUCGCAAGCGAAAAUGGCGACCGUGAUGCAAAAGAUCAAGGACAUCGAAGAUGAGAUGGCAAGGACACAAAAGAACAAGGCGACAGCCCACCACCUUGGUUUACUUAAGGCUAAACUUGCUAAGCUACGUCGAGAUCUUUUGGCUCCUCCAUCGAAAGGGGGUGGUGGAGGUGCUGGCGAAGGAUUUGACGUUACUAAAAGCGGAGAUUCUCGUGUUGGUUUGGUUGGAUUUCCUUCAGUUGGAAAAUCAACGCUUCUGAAUAAGUUAACCGGAACCUUUUCUGAGGUUGCCUCAUAUGAAUUUACUACAUUAACUUGCAUUCCUGGUGUGAUCACAUAUAGAGGUGCCAAGAUUCAGUUGUUGGAUCUUCCAGGGAUUAUUGAAGGUGCAAAAGAUGGAAAGGGUCGAGGAAGACAGGUGAUCAGCACUGCUAGAACCUGCAAUUGUAUUUUAAUUGUCCUUGAUGCAAUCAAACCUAUCACGCACAAGCGUCUUAUCGAGAAGGAACUAGAGGGAUUUGGCAUAAGGUUAAACAAAGAGCCUCCAAAUCUAACAUUUAGAAGGAAAGACAAGGGUGGGAUAAAUUUUACAUCAACAGUUACCAACACGCACUUGGACCUCGAGACAGUGAAGGCAAUUUGUGGUGAAUAUAGGAUACAUAAUGCUGAUAUUUCUCUUCGGUAUGAUGCGACUGCUGAUGAUCUCAUAGAUGUGAUAGAAGGAAGUAGAGUUUACAUACCAUGCAUCUAUGUCGUGAACAAGAUUGACCAGAUAACACUUGAAGAGCUGGAAAUCUUGGACAAACUUCCCCACUACUGCCCCAUCAGCGCUCACCUGGAAUGGAAUCUUGAUGGACUAUUGGAGAAGAUAUGGGAAUACCUUAACCUAACUCGCAUAUACACCAAACCAAAAGGAUUAAAUCCUGAUUAUGAGGAUCCAGUCAUUCUAUCAUCCAAGAAGCGGACCGUUGAAGAUUUUUGCACCAGAAUUCACAAGGACAUGCUCAAGCAAUUUAAAUACGCGUUGGUCUGGGGAUCUAGUGCGAAGCACAAGCCCCAGAGAGUUGGCAAGGAACAUGAGCUUGAGGAUGAAGAUGUGGUUCAGAUAGUAAAGAAGGUGUAAAUCAAAGCGUAAUUUCCUUCAUUUUUAUCCCUGGUUCAAGACUGACAUCAGCUGGAAGUCGAAGAUUUCAGUUCUUGUUUUGCCGUCACCUGCAGCUUUCUGGAUGAGUUACUGUUUCUGGUUUUGCACUUAGAUUUGAUUUCUUCGCUCGAAACUGUGUCGUUUUCGGCUAUGGUUUUCGCAUCCGAAGCUUAUGAUGAGAGAAGUCCUGUACUAUGUAUUUAGGGAUGGUGUAAACUUUGAGUUGGGUGCAUUUUGUUACUGGGUCAAUGUACCAAUAACUUUUGUAGUAUUGUGGUAUUAGCUGUAGAUUAGAGUGUACGCUUGUGUAGCUUCACUUCAUGUGGAAGCACUACAUAGCCUCUUUUUAGAUUUAGAUCCUCUCAUGUUGGGUGGUGAUUGGAGAGGAUU
Messenger RNA from Asparagus officinalis (garden asparagus), 1606 nucleotides. RefSeq names its product developmentally-regulated G-protein 3. Lineage: Eukaryota; Viridiplantae; Streptophyta; Magnoliopsida; Asparagales; Asparagaceae. Gene Ontology annotation, biological process: cytoplasmic translation. The record is from RefSeq and is a predicted model, not a curated record. The transcript is spliced from 10 exons. Gene Ontology annotation, molecular function: GTP binding; GTPase activity. Gene Ontology annotation, cellular component: cytoplasm. The coding region runs from base 86 to 1195 and encodes 369 amino acids.